Molecule: messenger RNA, 4503 nt
Organism: Exophiala bonariae
Lineage: Eukaryota; Fungi; Ascomycota; Eurotiomycetes; Chaetothyriales; Herpotrichiellaceae
Exons: 3
Coding region: 1-4503 (1500 amino acids)
Biological process (GO): chromatin remodeling
Cellular component (GO): chromatin; nucleus
Molecular function (GO): histone binding; DNA binding; ATP binding
Source: RefSeq, a predicted model, not a curated record
AUGGACUCACUCGAUCUCUCUGCAUGGGUUGGCAAACCACCGGAGCGCCCCAAGAUCAUCGAUCCAUCCCCCCAAGAAGAGCAGAUUCUGGUAUCACCACUGAGCGAUGAUUCCGACAAUGCCCCGCCUCCACCCGCCGCCUCUCCAUCAGAUUCCCCUAGUGAGGUUCGCUCCAUUCACGACGAAGACAACAUCCACGCCACCGCUCAAGUCCAGCUCGACACAGAUUCGGAAUCGGGUUCGGGUGGUCCCGAUAACAGCCUCGAACAUGUCCCUCUGCAUACACAGGAGAACAUAUUCAUUGACAUCCCAAGUCUAUCAAAUGAAGAGAAAGAAGAGUACAAAUUUCUCCCCGGCCACUUCAGCUUGCGGAAGAUCAUAAGUCAACGUGGGGCCAGUCAAUACCUAGUAUCUCGUGAGAGUGGUGAGCGGAGCAUCCUAUCAUCACGUCAAGUUCGUGACCUUGACCAAGGCUCCGACGUCUUAAGACAAUUUCACAAGACAGGGCGUUCCACUCGAGACAAGGCCAAUAUCAACAAGCCUAACAGCGAUGGACUCCUCGACUGGACCACAAUCAAUUUCUCCGACUCCGAUCCGGAAGUCCGCGGACGACGGGACAAGGUGCAGGAUCAAGAUGAGUCCGACGAAUCCGGUUCCGCAGGCACAAACUCUGCCUCAGAUGAAGCGUCAGAUGCAGAUCAAGAUUCCUCAAGUCAUUCUCCAGCCCGUGGACGGAGAUCUGCACGUUUGAAAGGAUCCAAAAAAAUUGGUUAUCAAAGACAAGAGUCAGACGAUUCUGACGUACAACCAAGAAGAAGCGCCCGGACGCGUAGGACAGUGGCUGAAGCGACUGAAGAGAGAUAUCCAGGCAGGCUCCGACGAGGAAAACCUUCCUUAAAGUCUUCUCCUGAGCCAGAGCUUGCUACCAGAAGAUCAGCGAGAACAACUGAAAAGCCUAGACGUUCCAUGCGUGAAAGACAAGAGGACGACAUAUCCAGCCAUGAGGAACAAAAGGCCGGGCCAAAGAUCGUCGCCGCGAAAGAAUACUUUGAUAGGAUUCCUGAAAACGACCCAUUUCGAAGACGCCAUCGUCAAGAAUGUGAUACCUGCUAUUUCAAAGGCGAUGGAACAGUCAAAGGCCCCUUGGUCUUCUGUCAAGGUUGUACCUGUGCCUUCCAUAAGCAAUGCCUUGGCUCUCGAGGCAGUCGAGACCACUUGGUCACCAAAGUGGGUGAAUAUCUCUUUGUCCUCCAGUGUCGCCGAUGUAUUGGAUUGGCUCAUGAAAAGGAUCCCUCGGUUCCUCAUCAAGGAGUUUGUGUGGCGUGCAACAAAUAUGGACCCGCAACGAAGCCUCUUCGACAUCGCCUCUCUACUCAUCAAGAGCAAUUACAGCGAGAGGAGAAUGGUGGCAAAGAUCCCAUCACAAUCGUCAAUCCAAAUACAGUAAACAAUGUCUCCAACGUCUUGUUCAGAUGCUCUCAGUGUGUUCGUGCUUGGCAUAUGCACCACCUCCCGGAGCGCAAGACGAACCAAUCUGCAAUGGAGGAGGAUGAUGGGAAUGAAGCAAUAACCGAAGCCCAGCUGGGUCAAAAAAGAUUCGAUUACUACCACCGAUCAUGGAAGUGCAAGGAUUGUCUCGAGAACCAAUAUCAGAUUGAUGUCCUUGUAGCAUGGAAGCCAGUCAAUAUUGAAUCUUACAUUCCUGGCACUACAGUUGAUCAGAUGCCGGAGAUUGAAAAAGAGUAUCUAGUCAAGUGGCGCGCACAAUCUUACUUUCGCACAAACUGGAUGCCGGGACUCUGGGUAUGGGGCAUUGCAGCAAACGCUAUGAAAGCGUCCUUCAUGAAGAAGCCAGAGAAUCAACUACCCAAGAUGUCGACGACUGAUGCCAUUCCAGAGGAGUUUUUUCGAAUUGAUAUCGUUUUUGAUGUUCGUUACUCGAGUAUGGUACGGAACAGCUCGAAAGAAAUUGACCUAGCUCGCGCGAAGGAGGUCGAUACUGCGUUUGUCAAAUACAAAGGUCUCGGGUAUGAAGACGCCAUUUGGGAGAAACCUCCCGCCUAUUCAGACACCGAACGCUGGAAUGACUUUCAAUUUGCCUACACAGACUAUGUAACGAAACUGCAUCUCUCAAUCCCGGUACAAGGAUCUUUACGAAGACACCUUUCACAGAUCCGAACACAGGAUUUUCAGUCUGCCUUGAUACGGAAGCAGCAGCCUCCUAAUAUGACCGGCGGUGAAUUGAUGACGUAUCAGCUUGAAGGCUUGAAUUGGCUACUGUACCAAUGGUUCAAGAAUCAAAAUGCGAUACUCGCUGACGAAAUGGGGCUGGGAAAAACCAUUCAACUUGUGGCAUUUUUUGCCUCCUUGGUCCAUGACCACAAGUGCUGGCCUUUUCUGGUCGUCGUGCCAAACGCCACAGUUCCCAAUUGGCGCCGUGAGAUACAAAAAUGGGCCCCUACUCUGCGAGUCGUUACUUAUCAUGGCUCAUCAAUGGCCAGGAAGCUUACCCAUGACUUUGAACUCUUUCCAAAGGAUAAGGACGAUGACGGCCACCGAGACCACAAGAAGAGAUCUUCUGAGGCAAAAGACAUCAAAGCUCACGUCGUGAUCACCUCGUAUGAUUCUAUCAUUGAGGAGAAGACAAGGCAUAGUCUCAUGAAAGUACCUUGGCAAGGACUUGUUGUCGACGAAGGCCAACGGUUGAAGAGUGAUAAGACCCAAAUCUACGAAAUCCUGUCCAAAUUCAGAUUCCCAUUUAAGGUGCUUCUGACAGGAACGCCCUUGCAGAACAACGCCCGCGAGCUCUACAAUUUACUACAAUUUCUUGAUAAGAGCUUCAAUGCGGCAGAAAUUGAGGCGAAGUACGCCGAAUUGACACAGGACAAUGUAGCAGAGUUGCACGAGACAUUGCGCAAAUUCUUUCUACGAAGAACUAAAGCGCAAGUCUUGACAUUCCUACCACCAAUGGCCCAGAUCAUCAUCCCUGUAACCAUGUCUACAGUACAGAAGAAAGUUUACAAGUCGAUACUGGCCAGGAAUCCACAGCUGAUGAAGUCAAUCUUCUCACGAGACCAGGAAUCAGGGGGUAAGGAGCGGCAUAGUCUUAACAACAUCUUGAUGCAGCUGCGGAAGACUUUGUGCCACCCAUUCGUCUACAGUCGAGACAUUGAAGAGAAGACCAGCGACACCGAACUCGCUCAUCGGAAUUUGGUAGAUGCAUCAUCCAAACUGCAGCUGCUGUCACUUAUGCUACCUAAACUGCAAGAACGAGGGCAUCGUGUACUCAUCUUCAGCCAGUUCCUUGGCAAUCUGGACAUCGUGGAAGACUUUUUGGAUGGUUUAGGUUUCCAGCAUCGCCGAAUUGACGGAACCAUCAAUUCAAUGGAGAAACAAAAGCGCAUCGAUGAAUACAACGCACCCAACUCACCCUACUUUGCCUUCCUACUCUCAACACGCGCUGGUGGGGUUGGUAUCAACCUGGCCACAGCUGAUACCGUGAUCAUUAUGGAUCCGGAUUUCAAUCCACACCAAGACAUUCAAGCACUUUCUAGAGCUCAUCGAAUCGGACAGAAGACCAAGGUUUUGGUGUUUCAAAUUAUGACGAGAGAUAGCGUUGAGGAAAAGAUUAUGCAGAUAGGCCGGAAAAAGAUGGCAUUGGAUCAUGUGUUGAUCGAACGCAUGGACCGCGACGAUGAUGCAGGUGAUGAUCUUGAAACGAUUUUGCGACAUGGCGCGCAAGCCUUGUUCGAAGACGGGACCGCGGACGAGGACAUUGUGUACGACUCUGCGUCGAUCGAUCGCCUCCUUGAAAGAUCUCACAUUGAGAACACCAAGAUCAGCGACGAACAGUCGGCCGAAUCACAAUUCAGUUUUGCGCGUAUAUGGACCAACGAGAAGGGUGUGCUAGAGGACGAUUUUCAACUCAAGACCGGAACAACUACGCCGAAUCCUGGGAUCUGGGAUAAGAUUUUGGAAGAGAGACAAAGAAUAUUCGAUGAAGAGCAAGCUGCCAAAGCGCAAGCCUAUGGUAGGGGUAAGCGCAGAAGAGAGGCGGUGGAUUAUGGUACGGAUGGUGGAAAGGGCAGCCCUGGACACAAGCGUGUCCGGCGAUCGGAGGUAGUGGACCAUGAAUAUCAGGACGGCGAAGUCGAAUCAACGGAUGAUGAUGAUGAUGAUGAUGAUGAUGAUGAUGAUGAUGAUGAUGAUAAUGAUGAUCUGCGCGGUGAAGACACCAACGACAUGAAGCGCAACCCACGGGCACAGAGAGGUAGACCCGGCCUUUCAAACGCAUACGAGUUCCCCUUGGACAAGCUCCCGUGUUUAAUGGAGAAGGUGGAUAUGAUUUUGGAUAUGUGUCGCAAAUGCCGCCGAUGCACUGGUGUUCUGCAUGCGGCGAGCAGCAUGCUAUGGGUUGGUGUCGACUCAAGGUUGCUGGGGUUGAACACUGCGGACUGUGCGGGCUUGCUCAUCUUGGACACGGUAGAACCUGUCCACAGCUGA